This is a messenger RNA of Drosophila hydei, 1278 nucleotides long. Its product is annotated as cytochrome c oxidase assembly protein COX18, mitochondrial. NCBI's taxonomy places the organism in Eukaryota, Metazoa, Arthropoda, Insecta, Diptera, Drosophilidae. The transcript has 2 exons. Gene Ontology annotation, cellular component: mitochondrial inner membrane. Bases 81 to 1094 code for a protein of 337 amino acids. Gene Ontology annotation, biological process: mitochondrial respiratory chain complex IV assembly; protein insertion into mitochondrial inner membrane from matrix. Gene Ontology annotation, molecular function: membrane insertase activity. The record is from RefSeq and is a predicted model, not a curated record.
UUAUGUGGUAUUUAUAAUGAGGGUCGCAUACGGUCACAUUGCGCAGAAUGUGGUAAUAAGUUGAUAUUUUGUUUUGAAUAAUGUCAUUGCUAUUGGGCGCCUGCCGGCGAUUUAAAUAUGGUUACAUGCAUGCGAGAUUUGCCUCUACAGAACUAUCAGCAGCAGCAACAGCUGCCACACAGCUUUCCAAUGCUAGCGGCAUGGUUGGCUUCUGGCAGACAUUAUCCAACAGCACGCCGGUGGCCUAUAUGCAGGAUGCACUCAUUCAAAUACAUGAUUAUAGUGGAUUACCCUGGUGGUCGGCAAUAGUGCUGUCAACUUUUCUGUUUCGGAGCGUAGUGACAUUGCCUUUGACAAUUUAUCAGCAUAGAAUAACAGCACGCAUAGAAGGGAUUGCUCUGGAAAUGCCGGCCAUAGUAGAGGAACUGAAGAGGGAGGCGGCGAGGGCCAAGCAGAAAUUCAAGUGGAGCGACAAGCAAACGGCAGUUGUCUACAGAAGAUCGAUCAAGAAACAAUGGCAACAGCUCAUUAUACGUGAUAAUUGCCAUCCCAUGAAGACAAUCAUUGUGCUCUGGGGACAAAUACCUUUGUGGAUUUGCCAAUCGGUUGCCUUGCGUAAUUUAGUUUAUAUGCUGCCCGAUCCUACAACGCUGCAGGCACAAAUCGUAGCCACAGAGCUGACCAUUGGCGGCUUUGGUUGGAUUCCAAACCUGACAGUUGUGGAUGGAUCUUACAUACUGCCUGUUGCACUUGGUCUCAUCAAUUUGGCCAUCAUUGAGGUGCAGACGAUGACGCGUACGCGUCCACAAACACGUCUGCAGAGCAUAGCUAAUAAUGUCUUUAGAGGAUUGAGUGUGCUAAUGGUGCCCAUUGCUUGUACUGUACCGUCAGCUCUUUGCGUCUAUUGGGUGGCUUCCAGUUCCUUUGGCUUGGCACAAAAUCUGCUGUUGCUUGCGCCGGAAGUGAGGCGAGCCGUGGGCAUUCCCAAGACGCAAACAGAGCUCGAUCAGCCAUACGAUCAGCUCUGGCUGAAGAUACAAAAGCGUGCCAGAAUCUUAGAAGAGUCGCCGGCUGACAAGUCGACUAACAAGUGAGCGCCACUUGUCUUAUAUAUUGUAUAUAUAUCAUUCUGUUAAGUUUGCUUAGUUCGUUUAUUUGUCAUGUAAAUAGAGAGAGUUUGUAGACAAAGCCACGCGACUGCAUCAUCGUAAAUCAUUGGUUCAUCCAUGCAGACUCAUCCAGUUUUCUAGAAAUAAAUUGUGUGAAAUUCCCCCAAAA